UUUAGCGGGCAAGUCAUAGAUAUUUUUCUUCAACAAAACUUAAAUAAAGAAAAGAAAAAGGAUUAUCAGUUUUUAGUACGUUUAUUCUUUACACACAAAGUUGUAGAGGAUCUGUUGUUUUGAAGUGGAUUAUUAUCUGUUUUCUGGAAAUCUAAUUUUAAAGUGAGAUAUUUCUGUUUAUGAAAAAUGGGUGAAGCAGUGAUGAUGAGUGAAGGAGGAGGAGAUGGUCAGUGUUUGAAGAAAAUGGUGCUUAGAGUUUUAUUGGUAGAAGCUGAUGAUGCUACUCGUCAAAUUAUUGCUGCUCUUCUUCGUAAAUGUAGUUACAGAGUUGCUGCUGUUCCCGACGGUUUGAAGGCAUGGGAUAUACUAAAGGAAAGGCCACAUAACAUAGACCUUGUAUUGACUGAGGUUGAGCUGCCGUCAAUAUCAGGAUAUGCACUGCUUACUUUAAUCGUGGAGCAUGAUAUGUGCAAAAACAUACCUGUUAUAAUGAUGUCGUCCAAGGAUUCCAUUAGCACGGUCUUGAAAUGCAUGGUUAAAGGAGCUUCCGACUUUCUUAUGAAGCCUGUUAGGAAAAAUGAGCUGAGGAACCUGUGGCAGCAUGUUUGGAGAAGAAAAACCCAAAGUGCUGGAAGCCGUCCUCAAAAUAAAAUUGUUGAAAACCAGAAAGUAGCUGUGUCUGAGAACGAAGCAGCAAGUAAUUAUUCUAGCGACAAUCUGGCUUCUAUUCAAAGAGGAAAUGACAAAUCUAGUGAUGCACAAGGCAUUAAGGAUAUUAGAUGUAGAGAUGCUUCAAAUAUGUGCGAUGAUGAAUGUCAUGAAGAAUGUGUUGAAGUGGUUGAGAGAUCAUUUAUGCCGAAAAGUAAACCAUUAGAAAACAUGACUAGCUCGGGAAUAGGAACUUCUUCUUGCACUGGACCUUACAGCUCAGGUGCUAUUAGUUCAGAGGAAGGCUCUCUUUGUGAAAAUGCUUGUGCUGAUGAUGAAGUUGAUUGCCGGUUGAAUGAACUCUAUUCUGCACCUUGUACUGAAGCAGUUGACUUGAUUGGGAAAUUUGAAAAUUGCUUGGCUGAUAACAGCCAUUCUGAUGAAAGAAAACAGAAAUCAAAUGUCGCUUCCCGGUUGGGACUUUCUUUGAGAACAUUUAAUCCCAGUUGCUCAAACGAUGACGGGUCCAGAGAGCAGAACAUGAUAAGUCAUUCAAAAGUAUCCGCCUUUGCUAAAUAUGAAAAUAAGAAGACAAUACAAUAUCUUUUCUCUGGAUUGACUAGCAAUUCUGGUCCAUUCAAGGAAGGCUCUAGUGCCUCUACUUUGGAGCAUGAUGCUUCAUUGACCGAGAGUGAGCAAAACGCAACAGCUCUGGUUAUGCGCCAACCAGGAAAUUGUAAAGCUGCAAUAUCGUCGGACAACCAACUACGCUUUAUUCCAGUAGAAUCAGAUUAUCAACAAGUACAGAGUCCUAAAUCACAAUCUCCACUUCCAACAAGUUCUUUGACUUAUUCAUCUUCCGAAGUACAAAAUCUUGAGCACGACAAGCAGCCAUUUGAUGAUACUACAGUUCACUCUGAGGACAAUGCGGAAGCAGCAGGUAACCAGAAGUUAGUAGCUGAGAAAGAAAGAAAUGAUUCUGCAAUUUGUGGAUCUAGUGAUUUGGGAAGUGGCUUAACAAAUAAGCACAGUAGCUCUCGUUGCGGAAGUACUUCCAAUGAAGCUAUAGAAAGUUCCCCAGCAGUUGCAAGUUCGGGGACAGAUCCUGUUUCUGAGAGUGUGAACUACAAUGACAACCUUCCUCAUGAUAGGACAAGAGCAGAGAAUCAUAACACCAGUCAAAGGGAAGCGGCACUCGUGAAGUUUCGGUUAAAAAGGAAAGAUAGAUGCUUUGAGAAAAAGGUUCGAUACCAAAGCAGGAAAAGACUUGCAGAGCAGAGACCUCGAGUGAAAGGACAGUUUGUUCGUCAGCUGCAAAACGAAAAUUAGUCUUGCAUAGCCAUUCUCACUAAUGUCUUAGGCAAAUGUAGCAUAGCCAUGCAGAUACAGGUUUGUAGUAUUGUGUGUGUAUGUCCUUGUAAGCUUGGGAAUUAAGGGAUUGACAAUAGUGCAACUCAAGAUGUUGAACUUUUGUGUGUAGUUCUUGGGUUUAUAUACUUAGUAGGAUGAAAUUUGUUUUGCAUUUAGGAGAAAUUGUUGUUUGGUAAACUCUUGGAAGUAUUUGUAGUUUGUUAUUCCUAUAGUUCCGUUUUGUUUGACGCCAUUGACUGCGCUGGGAACUUAAGUAUUCAUUGACUUGUGUAUUAUGUAAAUAGUUUGCAGCAGAAAAAUAUUAAAGGACAAUUAUUUCAUAACUCCUACGACA
Molecule: messenger RNA, 2353 nt
Organism: Nicotiana tabacum (common tobacco)
Lineage: Eukaryota; Viridiplantae; Streptophyta; Magnoliopsida; Solanales; Solanaceae
Product: two-component response regulator-like APRR9
Biological process (GO): phosphorelay signal transduction system; cytokinin-activated signaling pathway
Molecular function (GO): protein binding
Source: RefSeq, a predicted model, not a curated record